UUCAGAGCUUCCUCUCAAACCAGAAACGCUGCCGCUUCUCUUCUGCUCUCUAUUAAUCCUCACCAAUCUGUUACAAAGAAAGGUACCCUUUUCUACAAAGAUCCUUACUUUUCUAUAAAUUUCAUUUCUUUUUCAUUUUUUUUUUGCUGAUAUUGGAAAAAGGCCUAGAAAGAUGUCAGGUGUUAGUUCAUUUUCAACAAGUCUAGUCACAAAUCCAACUUCAAGACUUCCUCAUCAUGCCAUUCAAUGUACUGAGUUCCUGGGGUUUGUGCCUAAGGGGAGGCCUAUAAAUGUGACUUUGAGUUGGAGGUUUCCUGUUAGAACACAAGUUGGUGUAAUUCAGUUGUUUGGUUUGCAUAAGACGAAGUUGAAACUGAAAAGUUUUGCCUUUUCUGUUCCUAAUGAGAAUGAUCAAGCUGGAUUAUGUGAUUCGGGCACUUGCACUGGCGAUGAAAUGCCUGUUCCUUUUGAAAAUGAUGAGAAUUUGAAGGGCCCAGAUGAAGAAAUUGUUUCUUCUGUUUUGGGUACAGACGUGGAUUUAUUGCGGACUGUUGAGCAUCUGGGCAAUAAAGGGAGUGUUGUUGAAAAGUUAAAGGCUGUUUACUUGCAUGUACUGGCAUCUGAACAAUGGAAUGCUUCUCAACUCAAAUUGUGUCACAGAAAUUACUUGGAUAGUGCAACAAACUUGAUACAUUAUCUGGCUUUGAGGUGCCUUGACAUUCAGCAACUGAAAGAAGAUCUCACUUUGGUCGGUCUCAUGAAUUUGGAGAUUAUCAAUUUGCAUGUUCUUUCAAGUCUUAAUGCCAGUAUUCGACUUUUGGAGGCCUUGAAAUCAAAUUCUUUGAACCCCAAAGAUAGUGUUAGUGCAGGAAUUUUCACAGAGAAAAGAUUAGACCCACAGAAUGAUGGAAAAUUCACAAUACAAACAAUGAGGAAGAAGGCCUCCUCCAACAGUGAGUUCUUGUUGGGCCGUCUACAAGAUGGCAGAACUACUCACAUCAUGGUAACAGUUGGCCAAGAAGCUACCGAGAAUGAAACAUUUAUCACUGAUCUCAUCAAGGCAGGUACUUCCAUUAUUCGCAUCAAUUGUGCUCAUGGAAAUCCUAGCAUCUGGAGUGAGAUAAUCAAAAGAGUGAAAGAAAGUUCCCAGAUGCUGGAAAAACCUUGUCGAAUUCUCAUGGAUUUAGCAGGACCAAAGCUCCGAACAGGGAAGCUGAAGUCUGGUCCAUCUGUAGUCAAAAUAUCUCCCAAGAAAAAUGCUUCAGGAAAUGUGGUAUUCCCUGCUCAAGUUUGGUUGUCUCGCAGAGAAGCAGGUCCUCCUCCUACUCAUUUGUCUCCGGAUGCAGUCCUGUUCGUAGAUGACCAACAAUUUCUCAGUGAGCUUGAGAUAGGUGACACUAUAAGAUUCAGUGAUGCUAGAGGGAAGAAAAGGCUGCUUCGAAUUUCCAAAAAAAUUCAUGUUUUCUCUGGUACUGGAUGUGUGGCUGAGUGUACUAGGACUGCUUAUGUUCAGUCCGGAACAGAACUUCACGUGAAGGGAAAGAAAAGGAGGUCACAACUUGGGAAAGUAGUGGAUGUCCCAGCUAUAGAGCCGUAUAUCAGACUGAGAGUUGGAGACUUGCUAGUCAUUUCACGAUGCAGCUCUUCCGAACUAGAUGAAAUGCAUGUGUCUAUGAGUGGCACUCAUAAGAUCACUUGCUCUUCUGGCUAUCUGUUUGAUUCAGUCACACCUGGUGAACCAAUUGCUUUUGAUGAUGGAAAGAUUUGGGGAGUCAUAAAAGGAACAGAUAUAUCUGAAAUCAUUGUCUCUAUCACCCAUGCUAGUCCAAAAGGCAGUAAACUUGGAUCCGACAAAUCCAUUAAUAUCCCAGAGAGUAAUAUUCGGUUUGAAGGCCUGACAUCAAAGGAUCUUAUGGAUCUUGAAUUUGUUGCUGCCCAUGCUGAUAUUGUAGGUGUUUCUUUUGUUAGAGAUAUUCAUGACAUUGUUGUGCUCCGCCAAGAACUGGAGAAGCGCAAACUUCAAAACCUUGGGGUUAUUUUGAAAAUCGAGACAAAGAGUGGGUUUGAGAAUUUGCCUCUUAUACUUUUGGAGGCAAUGAAGUCCUCAAAUCCUUUAGGGGUCAUGAUUGCUAGAGGAGAUCUAGCCGUGGAGUGUGGAUGGGAAAUAUUGGCUGAUAUGCAAGAAGAAAUUAUUUCUCUUUGCGGUGCCGCCCAUAUACCAGUUGUUUGGGCAACUCAGGUCUUAGAGUCGCUUGUGAAGUCUGGUGUUCCUACCAGAGCUGAGAUCACUGAUGCGGCCCAUGGAAGGAGGGUAAAAUGUGUCAUGUUAAACAAAGGGAAACACAUUGUGAAAGCAGUUUCAACUUUGGAUAACAUCCUCCAUUCGAAAUCAGCAGAAAGGAAAGUAGACGUAAAGCCCGUUAUACUCUCUAGCCACCAAUUGCGUUAAAAAGUUGGUCUUUUCUAGUGGAUAUCUGUCUCUUUGAUUUUGGAAAGCAGAAGAGGGGUUGGCAUAUCUAAACCCUAAUCUUGUAAAUAUCUUUAGUUAAAAUAAAAAUUUGGGGAUUUGUCACUGUAGUUUGCUACUUUGUUAAUUUAUUAUAGACAAUGAGGGUGUUUUUCUUUU
Populus nigra (black poplar) is the source of this 2626-nucleotide messenger RNA. Its product is annotated as plastidial pyruvate kinase 4, chloroplastic. Lineage: Eukaryota; Viridiplantae; Streptophyta; Magnoliopsida; Malpighiales; Salicaceae. The transcript is spliced from 4 exons. Gene Ontology annotation, biological process: glycolytic process. The record is from RefSeq and is a predicted model, not a curated record. Bases 173 to 2449 code for a protein of 758 amino acids. Gene Ontology annotation, cellular component: cytoplasm. Gene Ontology annotation, molecular function: potassium ion binding; magnesium ion binding; pyruvate kinase activity.